UCGCUCCGUGGAGGAGUAAGGUGAAGCUAACCGCGAGCGGAGGAGAAAGGAAAAGCUCAUUACCGGCGAGGAAGGUUCUCAAGACACGACACAUAAGCAGUUAAAAGUCAAGUGAGUACGUUACGUGUGGUUUUUCCAUCCAUUCGGGAAGACGAGAGAAGGAUUCAAAGAAGGCUGAACACGGAGAAUUGUUCCGGGAAUGAGCAGUGUGGCAAAACAAACCUUUGGCCCUGGAAAACACCAUGGACAGGAGCGACUGAGAAGACUUUACCAAGAGGCUUUGAAAAAGUAAAAACGGAGGCAGGAAAAUGACCCAAUGAGUGGCAAGUGUGACUGACAACCUGGUGCAAAAGGUUUUGAUGGUACUUUACCCAGUUUCACCAACAAAGCACACUCAUGCAUCAGUGGACACACACACGCGCCACACGUGCACACCCUGCCCUUUCCUUCAUGCCAUCUGUCCCGGUCCUCCAUGGAUUCCUGCAACUUCCACUUUGAGAGAAUGAGCAACGUGGACCUGCAUACUCUGAGCCUGCCUGUCAGCCGGCUCUCCCCAGCCAAGUCCAACAGCAGCAUCGUCGAGCAACUCGCCCACCACCAACACGGCAAAGGAGACUCUGCAUACAGCUCCUUUUCUGGUGGGUCCAAUGCCCCAGACUACCCGCCUCCCUUCCUGCCAGAUGACCUCCACUCCAGCUCCUUCAGCCACUAUGCGGAUCUUAAGUAUGUAAAGUCCAUUUACCAUCCCGGCCACGUCCUGCAGUCUGAUUCCAAGACCAUGGACCAGCUCUAUCGCUCUGUGGAGGCUAUCUCUCAGCACUAUCAUAACAAUUCCACCACCAAUGUAAGCCAACACAACAGCAAUGACGGUUUCCAUAACAACAACAAAGCACUCUCUAAUCAAGAGGUAGCUUUGGGGGCUCCGACCCAGAAUCCUCCUCCUCCUCCUCCUCCUGUGUAUCCUCCUCCAGUCCCAGCACGCAUGGAUAGUUUCAUAGCCACAAAAAACUUGGAGAACACCAGGGUCCAACACAACAGUUCUGAGGUUAAACCCCAGCAUGUACAAUCGCAACAACAGUCCAGACCUUACAGUCGACUCCACUCAGAGCAACAUUGUUUGAAUUCCCAAAGCCACGAGAAGGUUAAUUCAGAUACGGGCAAAUCAGGAUUCAAGUCUGACUCUGUAUCUGCCGCCUGGAAGGCCCCUCAGCUGCAGCAACCACCGGGCUUCCGUCCUCACCUUCAGACUCACGAUCAGACGAGAGUUCCACUGAAUCCAGAAUACCUUUUCAUCAUGGAUAACAAAGCUGCCCCUGAGCAGCGCAAAUCAAAAAAUGUUUCAAGUGGAUCUCCGCCCCGAAGCAUAAGCCAGUCUGAGCACAUUAAACCCACGCGGCUCUCCAGUGGUAGUAAUAGUAACUUUGAAAGCCAACGCAAAAGGGCACACUCGGCUCAUGAUUGUCUCGGGUCAGAGCCGACGCGUGCUGCGAGCCCCUGGAAUGCUGGUCAUAGUUUUACCAACAGCAGCAUCCAACACAAGGGUCAGUUCUACUUUGUCACAGGGUUGUCUAAGCUGUCCGACUCAAACGGUGCGUCCGUGUGCGGCUCUGAUGCCGGUAGCGAGGGCUCCACUGUGGUGGAGAAGCACCGAAUAAGAGAUCAAGAAAGAAGCCACAGCACUAUGGAUAAUUUGUUCAGACCUCUCCGUGAGAGUUCUAGCACGUCCAGCGAUACAGUUCCCGACAAGAGAGAGGUGUUCACCUCUGUGUCCGAGGGCAAAGACAUGUCCUCCAGAAGUCAGGAUCAGGAGAAUCACAGACCGUCCUUCAGCUCAGUGCGUUCCUCUCAAAGCUUUGACACCUUAGACGAAAUCAACAUGAUCGAGAAUAGAGAGGUCGGCCGCCACACUGUCAACAACCCCAUUUUCUACUGUGGACCUGAUAGAAACUGCCUCCCACAUUCUGCAGUGCAAACGAAGGAAGUCACCCCACUAAUAAGCAACGAACCGCCCGGCUACUGUAAGAGAGAAGAGCGGGCAAAGAGAGGGAAACGGCAGCCUUUAGGGGAUGUAGCCAGCGAAAGGAUAAACAAAGAAACGACUCCGCUUCUCUAUCACCUCACUGAAGCUAACAGGAUAGCUCUACACCCCAAAAAGGAUUCUGAUGUCGGCGUUAAAGGAAAGGAAGCAAUUCUCAACAAACUAGGUCAUGGAGAUGUGUUGGUAAAUGAUAAUGAGAGACUUCCACAAGAUGACAUGAGGAAAAACGAUAGAGGGGAUGUUGCCUGUAACACACUUGAUGACUCCUUUAAAAAGUACUACAAAGAGAAGCUGAAGGAUGCCCAGUCUAAAGUCCUGAGGGAGACCUCUUUUAAAAGGAGGGACCUGCAGCUGUCAUGGCCACACCGUAUCAGGCAAAAACCUGAGUUCAGGCCGACAGUGAUUCACUCUUUCUCCACUUCACUGGACUCUGAGACAUCCACAGACACACUAACGCCUUCUCUGAUCUCCGAGGAGAUGGAGCGGCCGAGUAUAAAGGAAGAGGACAGGCAGGAGCAAAUGGAGGCAAACGGCGAGACCGAAAAGGAAAAUGGAAAGCCAACAAAUGUCGCUCAGCCACAAGUGCCACGCAUUGGUGGCAGGAGGCGAUUGACUCCAGGGCAGAAGAAGAUGUGUUUCUCGGAGCCGGACAAACUCAAUCUGCUCGGUGGUACCCCCGCCCACUCUGCCUGCCACUCGUUUGGCAAUGAAAGUGAGAACCUCUUUGCAGCUGAAUGUGAAAAAGAGGAACCUGAGCAGCAGGGAGAGCAGGGACUUGUCGCAGCCCGGAGGAAGUUGUUUGAGACAAGAGGUCGUGCCCUUUCAGCAUCGAGCACCUCAAAAACGGACCUGAAACAUCUGCAGCAAAAGGCCUUGGUGGAGUAUAUGGAGCGUAAGACGAACCAGAAAGUGGCUGAGCCACAACAACCAGCUCCUCAGGUACCUCCUCCACCGAGGCAGAGGCACUCUCUGGGGGAGAAACCAUUCGACUGGGGCCCCAGGCCUCUAUCGGGGAAUGUUGAAGGCAGAAAUACAAAGAAGAAGCAUCACAGACCCCACUCUGCAGGUCGCAUCCUCGAUUCCUCUAACAGCUCUAUCAGGUAUGCACAGUUCUUCUCAGCACAGUCUUGUUCAGGUCAGUAUGCUGGCCAGGCAAAUCAGCCCAGAGGGAGAGAGAGCCAAGGCCCCUGUCAGGGGAAGUCUGCCUCUGCAGAGAGCCUCUUGGACCAACCAGAUCCUCCGGAUUUCUACAGGAAUAGGUCAACAUCCACGCCACAUGCAUUUCAGGCACACAAGUACGAGAAGGAGCCGUCACCAAUCUAUGAUAUGGAGACCUGUAGUCCCCAGACAAACAUCACUGAGGAUUCCUUGGUAAAGCCAAUGUUAGCGGGCGGCCAGCAGCGUGUGGUCGCACAGAGGGGGAAGUCUAUGGAAGAGCUUGGGACUUUGAAAUUAACAAGACCCUCGGCUUUAAGUAAAAGUUCUGAGCAGCUGGAUCAACUGUGGAGACGUUCGACUGGGUCAGGAGGCCUAGACCUGGACAGGAGGAGUUCUUCAUUUAUUACUGAAGUCAGAGAAGCCCAGGGGCUGGAGAGAGAGCGGAGGAGACAAUAUCCGACAGAGCAAAUCGGAAAAGAACCAGACAUUGUUGGUCAGAAGAGCACUCAGGGACAGACGCAGAACCAAACCCAGAAAAAAAGCCCACUGAAGCAGAACUUUGAGCCAGGGGUGGAUGUGACGGUGAGUACAAGUAGAUCCACCUCCCCAGCCUCCUCCUCCACGUCCCAGGCCAGAGUUCACUCUGGAUCUCCUGGAUGUCACGAGCCUGUCGUAGAUGAGUCCAGGUCCAGCAGACUGCCCAGUGAGACACCGUCGCCCAGAGGUCCGGACACCGGUGAGGAGAUCAAAUCCACUCCCACCACCCCGGUCCAGACAAAGCCUCCUUGUGAAAUCAGGCCUUGCUUCAGCAGAGUCAGGACUACAUCACAGAGAGAGCUGUCAGUGGAUGAACCCAGCGAUGACUUCCCACCACCACCUGAUCCGAAUGAAGAAGUGUCUCUGAGCUGCGGCGUCACCACAGAUCCGUCCCUGUGGAUUCUACCUCCAGAAGAAGACAUCAAAGAGGAAGUCCAGAAUGCAGGGCUGACGGACGACAUGUUUGAAGACGAGUCCACCGGCUCAGCUCCUCAGACCCGGACAAAUGAGACGCCUGUGUCUCCCCGCACGUCCGUCUCUGACGCAGACGUCUCUCAGCAAGCGGAGGAGGAGACAAAUACAGACACAGAGGAGGACAAGUUGGAAGAAAAACACCAGGAGGUGGAGGCGAGGGGAGCACCAGAGGGAGAGACCGAGAGCGUGGAGGAGCCCCGUGAGAAACCUGAGUGGGGCGAGCUUGUAGAAGCAGUGGUCAGUGCCGACCAAUCGCUGACCAGAGUGUUCUACCCGCUGACCAAUCGUAAAACGGCGCUGAUGCUGAUGGAGCAGCUGCUGUCGGAGGACACGCUGCUAAUGGAGGAACACUACAAGAAAAAGCAGGAGCAGAGAGGAGCAACGGAAAGUCCUGACGUGGUCCACGGUGCUGAGUCGGCUCCUGACGGCCACAAACGUCCGCACACAGACCUGCAAAGCAGAAGUGAUAUCGCUGAGAAGAAGCAGCUGUUAGUGUCACGUAUCGGGGAGCGUUUACAUUCCCUGGAGAAGAUGCGAGACGACCUCCAGGUGGACAUUGAGGGGAACACGGGCCGGGGGGAGGCGCUGGAGCUGCUGGUCCGAGAGUGCUGUCAGUCAGUGGAGCUGGAGAGAUACAACCUGUUCAUCGGAGACCUGGAGAGGGUGGUGAGCCUGCUGCUGUGCCUCUCUGCUCGGCUGGCCAGGGUUCAAAACGCCCUGAGCACCGUGGACCAGCACACAGAUGCUGAGGAGAAGCAAUCUCUGGACAGCCGCCACCGUCUGCUGUGUAAGCAGUGGGAGGACGCCAAAGACCUGAAGGACAACCUGGACCGGAGAGAGAACCUGGUGUCCACGUUCCUGUCGCGGCAGCUGUCCGGCGCGCAGCUGCAGGACUACCGGCGCUUCGUGCAGACCAAGGCGUCGCUGCUCAUCCAGCAGAAGGACCUGGAGGAGAAGCAGAGGCUGGGAGAGGAGCAGCUGGAGGCUCUGUCCACCAGCCUCGUCCUGUGAAGAAGGAGAGGAGGAGGAGGAGGAAGAGAGAGGCACGGGGGAAAAAAGCCCCGCUGUGAAUGUGUAUGUGUGGAGGAGAGGUUUGUCACUUUUCCACAUACAGACACAAGAUAAGGAAAUGAAGUGGUACUUUUGUCCCUUUUUUAAGAUUUUGACAGCACUACAGGAGAAACUCAUCAUCGACUGUCGAGACGGAAGCUUGUUGCCUUUGCUCUCGUACACUGAAGAAAACCCAGGCGGUUCACCCUCUGUCUGCAGCGUCAGUCUAACUGUGACUUCAAACAGAUCUGUCUGUUUAUUUGUGUGCCUUGUUGUUGUGGAACGUUCUCCGUUAGAGCCGCCGUGUGGAAACCCUCGCGUCCCCCUGUUAGAAUUCAGUGUGAACUUCUUCUUAUUUCAUGAAGACGGUCGUGCUCCAGCUGUGUCUGCACGUCUGGAAACUAUGAUAAGCUUUAAGAUUUAUAUAGGGCUUCAGUGAAAGUGAGUGGCCUGAGCGUACUGUAUCAUAUAGAUGUAGAAAAUCUUUUUUUUAAUUUUCUUAUUUUUUAAUGUUUCAAAUGAAAGGCACUAAAAAACAACCAAAAAAAGGUGAACGCACUUUGUAAUGAUACAUAAAUGCACAUUUCUUCAAACAUCUGAUUUGUUUCUCACAAUAAUUUCAAGCAGAAGCCUUACUUACUUACUCACUUACUCACUUACUCCACUCUGAUUUGACAUGUACAAAUAUCAAUGUCACACUAAAGUUUGAGCUCAUGUCGAGGCAGUCUCUCACGUCGAGGCGCUUAAAAACCUCUUCAAAGCCCUUUAUUAAUUUAUAAAUCUGUCCCUUUUGUCGCAGAAGUGACAAAUGAUACUUGAAAUACUUUUUUUUUAAUAAAUAAUAAGAGGAAAGUCCACAAUCUUCACUUCAGGUGUCUUAAACUAAUUUUGUAUUCACUACCUCCACAGUCUAACCCCCCCCCUCCUUUUACACGUGUGUAACAUUGAUGUUAGUAUCUAAUAAAAAAAAAAGCCCUUAGCACAUACACAAAUCACACUCUCAACAAAAGUAAUCUCACGUCUUUUGCUCCCUGGUUAUUUUUUGUAAUUAUUUUUGAUAGUUGUGUUGUUAUUAUUCAUCAUUGCCCUGAUCGGUCUGAGUGUUUUUGAUAGAAACCUGUGUGUGUGUGUGUGUGUGUGCGUGCGUGUGCGUGCGUUUGCUCUUAUGAAGUCAGAACAUUAUGAAAACACUCAUAUUUAAAGUGCUGCAGUGUGCGGAUUGACUGUAUUUAUUGACGAACACAAAUCGCGGUUGAAGAAGCAGAGAGAAAAACUCUUGCGUCCGUGUUUCCUCCACCGUCGCCGCCACCACCGACAUUUCUCUGCAGAUUUAUGACUGUGUUCCUCCGUUUACUUCACAGAUGCAUGUUUGUUUUGGCCUUUGUUGCCGACGCAGACGCCGAGGCUUUAGAAAGACCUUUGUGUCGCGCCCUGCAGUGUGCUGGAAUUCCUCAAGUAUGCAAGAGAGAGAGGGACCACCAUUUUGGAAAGAGAGAGAGAAUGUGAGUGAAAGGCUUGGGCUCGUGGAUAAAUGCUCCCUUUUCCUCUCUUGUUGGUGUUUGUGCAGAAAACAGCAAACAUUUCACAGCGGUAAAGGUCUCAGAAAAGUGUUUUUUUUUUAGUUUUUUUUUAAGUAGGAUUAUAUUUGCCUAGUUGUGCGAUUGUGUUCCAAACACUCAAGGCUGUUGGACACCACAGAUACAAACAGAAUCAAUUUAAAAAGAAAGAAAAAACCAUGUUUCAGUGAGUGAGUGAGUCCCUGCUGACGACACGAGAGCAGACACAUUUCUAAAAAUCCACUUUCUCUUCAUUUAUUUCACACUUCACACUUAUUUACUGUUGAAAUAUUGAGUUGUGUUUUCCGGGGCCGGUUUGGAGUUGUAAAUUCCUGUGAUGUUUGUAAUAUUGUGAAUAAAUUAAGCUCUCCCUCUC
Molecule: messenger RNA, 7189 nt
Organism: Solea senegalensis (Senegalese sole)
Lineage: Eukaryota; Metazoa; Chordata; Actinopteri; Pleuronectiformes; Soleidae
Gene: shroom1
Product: shroom family member 1
Exons: 10
Coding region: 473-5218 (1581 amino acids)
Biological process (GO): actin filament organization
Cellular component (GO): apical junction complex; adherens junction; apical plasma membrane
Molecular function (GO): actin filament binding
Source: RefSeq, a predicted model, not a curated record